Messenger RNA from Leptopilina boulardi, 4558 nucleotides. Its product is annotated as proton-coupled amino acid transporter-like protein pathetic. Gene Ontology annotation, molecular function: amino acid transmembrane transporter activity. The record is from RefSeq and is a predicted model, not a curated record. Bases 643 to 2184 code for a protein of 513 amino acids. The transcript has 6 exons. Gene Ontology annotation, biological process: amino acid transmembrane transport. Gene Ontology annotation, cellular component: vacuolar membrane. NCBI's taxonomy places the organism in Eukaryota, Metazoa, Arthropoda, Insecta, Hymenoptera, Figitidae.
CUCGUUUAACUCCUCAUUCCCUGUUGAGAUCUCGCGCGAUCACCGCUACAAAAUUUUUCGCGGUGCUAUAACUUUGUUUUUCCUUUUUUUUUUUAAAUAUCCAAAAAUAUUAUUUAUCUAUUGAAAAAAAAAAAUUUAUUAAACAAUAUAUAUUUAUAUAUACUUAUAAUUCUUAGAUCGCGCGAGACGCAUCUAAAAAAAAAGAAGCCAGGAUUAAUAAUUAAUUACAAAAAGGAAAUUAACAGAAAAAUCCCCCCCCCCAAUCAAGAGAUCUGAUUAGAUUUUUCUGAUAGUCAUUAGAAUUUUUUAAUAAUAAGAAAAUUUUUUUUAGUUUUAAACGACGUGUAUAGGUGUGUGAAAAGGAAAUUAUAUAAAAUUCAAGUGCAUUUGGAGUAGUGCUGAUCAAAAAAAAAAAAAAAGAAAUUUUUUUUUUUUUUUGAAAUUAUUUCAGAGGCUAUAUAAAAGGAAGAAUAAAGUGUCUCGAGAAAAUGUCGCACAAGAAUCAAGGGACGACGCCGAUACAUGGGGGUAACUUUGCGGAUGAUGAUGAUGAUGCUGUGAAGAGGAGCCAGUGCAAAUGAGAGAGAAAAAAAGGUGUGAAUAUAAAUAUUAUAAAGUGAAGCAGAGAAGAAAAGUGGAAAAAUGGGGAAUUCUAAUAGAGAAGCCGAUGUUGAGAUGAACGCCCUGUCUGCUGCUUUUCCCGGUGAUCGACCGCAUGUCAUGAGAACGCCUAUGCGCCCGAUGAUAGCGGAAUACGACCCAAAGAAGCACGGGGUGAAAACAGAACUGUCAGACAUGGUUCUUGUCAAAUACAAGUGUGAGAGAAAUGAUGUUCCAAUUACGGUUACGAAUGGUUCAACUCUACCACUUGUGGAAAGGCCAAAUGAUGAAGAAGCAGCAUUGUACGAUCCCUUUGAACAUCGUAAACUUGCUCAUCCAACAUCGGAUUGGGAUACAUUGGUUCAUUUGCUUAAAGGAAGUUUGGGAUCCGGGAUCCUUGCUAUGCCAUUGGCCUUUAAGAACGCUGGUUUGUUCGUUGGGCUAUUUGCCACCUUCUUAAUUGGUGCUGUUUGUACCUAUUGUGUACACAUUUUGGUUAAAUGUGCUCACACACUUUGCAGACGUACACAAACGCCAAGUUUAGGAUUUGCCGAUGUCGCUGAGGCGGCAUUUCUUGUUGGUCCUGAGCCAGUGCAAAAGUACGCGAGAUUGGCCAAAGCGACGAUAAAUUCGUUUCUAGUAAUCGAUUUACUUGGUUGUUGUUGCGUGUAUAUAGUAUUUGUUGCCGAUAAUUUAAAGCAAGUUGUUGAUCAUCAUGCUGAGAUUGAUGUGGACAAACGAAUUUAUAUGGCGGCACUUUUGCCAUUUUUAAUGGCACUUUGUCUCAUAAGGAAUUUAAAAUUAUUAGCACCAUUCUCAAUGGUUGCCAAUUGUCUUGUGGCAGUAGGAUUGGGUAUUACAUUUUACUACGUAUUUGAUGAUUUGCCACCAAUAGGCCCAGUACCCAAGUUUGCCAGUUUCUCACAACUUCCUCUAUUCUUCGGAACUGCCAUCUUUGCAUUGGAAGGAAUUGGUGUUGUGAUGCCUUUGGAGAACAACAUGAAAAAUCCAAAUCAUUUUACUGGUUGUCCAGGAGUUUUGAACAUUGGCAUGUUUUUCGUUGUUUUACUCUACAGUGUCGUUGGAUUUUUUGGUUACUUAAAAUAUGGUGAGAGCACAUUGGAAUCAAUCACAUUGAAUCUUGAUCAAGAUCAAAUUCUCGCUCAAUCAGUGAAAUUGAUGAUUGCAAUUGCCAUAUUUUUAACAUACGGUCUUCAAUUCUAUGUACCAAUGGAAAUAAUAUGGAAGAAUUUGAAACAAUAUUUUGGUUCGAGAAAACUUGCUGGUGAAUAUCUUGUGCGUAUUGUUCUUGUUAUAUUCACAGUUGGAGUGGCAAUAGCUGUACCAAAUUUGGGACCACUUAUUUCACUAGUUGGUGCCGUUUGUCUAUCAACAAUGGGUUUAAUGUUUCCAUCGGUUAUUGAAUUGGUGACAUUUUGGGAUGAUGAAAAUGGACUUGGCAAAUGGAAUUGGAAAUUAUGGAAGAACAUUGCAAUUAUAUGCUUUGGUAUAUUGGGUUUUGUGACGGGAACCUAUUGCAGUAUUUUGGAAAUUCAAGCAGCUUACAGUAAACCAGCGCAUUGAGCGCUAAGGGGUGGAGUUAUUCGUGGUGCACCCUUCUCUUCAGAAUGACGUCUGACGAGUCCACGAGAGAGAAAGAGAGAGAGAGUUGUGGUGUCACGUCAUCAAGAGUGAUGCGUUUGCGAGGGUUUUAUAGAGUGUUUGCUGCUAUCAUAUUAUUUUUUUUCCAUCAUACAAAUUUAAAAUCUAAAACGGCUACUCUGCACCUUUCGCAAAAAACAAAAGGCUGCAACAAAUCUAAAUCUUUGCUCCCAGGAGCAGAUGCGCACACUUUUGUACCAUGUUGGUACUCUUAAUGACUGACCGUUUGAACAACAAAAAAAAAAAAAAACAAAAAGUAAUGACAUGGAAUUUAACAUUCAUCGUGACUUACUUUAUGAAAAGUUUUCUAAUUUGAUUAUAAAGAAUCAUGCAGCUCGCUUUUUUUUUAUCUGAUUAUGCAGUGGGGAAAGAAGCAGAAUUUUAACAUCUGAUUAUGUUUGGCUUAAUUUUUUUUUAUGUCAAACUAAAUUAGCAGCGAGCUUCCGCGAAAGCGCACAAAUCCGCGAGAUAUAUUUUCAUUUUUAAAACAACAACGAGAUUCUUUGUGGGGAAAAAGUGAAAUUUUUCAUUCGGUUUUUCUGUACAGAUAUACGAGGAAUUCAUUAUGAAAAUCUUUGUUAUCUCUUUCUCUAUAUCAUCGCCUACAUUUUUUUUUCCAUUGACCAUCUCUCUGCUUCGCAUACAUGUACAUAUUAUAAAUAUAUAUAUACGUAGUUCGAAAGUUUGUGAUUUUGCCUCGCACUAAAGUCGUAGCAAUUUGUCUAUAGUAAUUUUUAUUUUUUUUUUAGAUAUUAGGAUAGGAUCGACAAUUUAACUGAGAGAUUUUUUUUUCAAGAUAAUUUUUUUACUGUUCACAUUGUGUUCCAUUGUAUUGAAAAUUUAUAAAUGCCGAAUACAGAAACAAAAUUUUGAUAACAGAUUUAUAUGUAAAUUUAAUUCUACAGUGGUAUCCCUUGAUUUAAUUAUAAUUUAAAAAUUCAAAGAAAAGUAAUUGCAAAUUCAAUUUUUUUUUAAUUCUGUAGACCUUUUUUUCUGUAAAUAUUCUAAAUCAAGGGAUUAAGCUAAUUGAGAAUAUUUUUCUAAGAUUUAUUAUAUUUUUAAUGAAUAAACAACACAUUGUGACCGAAAAAUUAAAGCAGGAAAUGGCAGGAUACGAUUUUUUUUUUUAGAAAUCGAGACUUUUUUUUUAAAAUCAUUUGUUUGCAUUUGAAAGAAAAUUAGUAUUUUCAUUCUAUUACUUGAAUCUAAAAAAGUAUAUGGCAUUCCAAUGACUACGAUCUUAUCACUCUAUAUAUAUAUAUAUGUAUUAGUCAAAGAAAAGUAUUUUAGUGUCAAGACUUUUUUUUUUUUUAAUAAAAAAGAAAACGAAUGGUAUUUCAAAUUAGAUGUAAUAACGAAAUCAUUUCAUCCAAAGAUUUUAUUUUUCAAAUAUUUUGGUACUAUUCACAGAAAAAUAAGUAUGAAAAUUUGUAUUUUUUUUUUAAAUUUGAUUAAAUUAUGGAGAAAAUGACGAAAAAUUGCUGCUGAAUCUCAAGCUCAGGCAAACUACAUUGUUUUUAAAAGUUGCACUUUUGUACAAAAUACAUGACAAUAUCUGUAAUAUAAAUCUUUUUUUUUUUUUUAGGAGAGAGAGAGAAACGUUAAACCGUGUGUUUAUUUUAUGUGAUAAACUGCGAAAUUGUCAAAUUUUGUUAAAACUAUAUAAGCGAAAAAUUAAAUCAACGAAUUGAAAAUGUAGAAUGAUUUUUGUAUAUUAUAUAGCUAGUCGAUAAUGAAAAAUAAAAACAAAAUACAUGUGAUCGUUUUUGCGUCCGCCUCAAAAUUAUCGCGUGCCUAAGAUUUUUUUUUUUUGGUAUAUUUUAAUAUUUAAAAAAAAAAUUCAAUUUUUUCAAGGUUAGAUUUUUUUAAAACUAUUUUUAGAUUUACAUUAUUGUAAAUUAUGGCAACUAUAUAGUUUUUAUUUUUCUUUUGUUUUUUAAUAGUUUCUAUAAACACACGAAACAGUAUAUAAAAUGAAUUUAUAAAUAAAUGCGAUGGACGCUUUUAUACUCGGGUGGUUUAGUACACCACUAUUAUAUAUAUAUAUAUAUACAUAUAUGUAGACUAUGGUCUUUUUGCCUUUGCUAUUAUAUUGUAGUUGAGGUAUAAAACUGUUAUGCGUAGAAAUGCAGAGAGUAAAUAUAUAAAGUAGGCGGCGAAGUCAAUAUUUCUUGACUGUUCGAUAGCAGUGAUUUUACACGCGAUUGUAGAUAUACAUAUUUUGUGUAUAUUGUUAUUUUAUUAAUCAUUGUACCAUACGUUAUUCUAUUUAAUACAUGAUCAAUCGAUUUGCAAA